AUGUCACGGCCACAGCAACCACCACCAACUCUCAUCCUUCUCCUUCUCUUCGCUCUCACCACCGCAACCACCACCUUCGUCCUCUCUUCUCCCAUUACUCUUCGUUCCUUACGCAAACUCUCUCGACCCAUCACUGCCAACUGUUAUGGCAACAAUUACGAUGGCGUUGGAGUCAAUGAGAAACAUCCCACUUGGGGAAUGACCAGUGAACCAUUGAUUCGACUUUCGAAAGCUGCUUAUUUAGAUGGAGUGAAGGAUCCUCCUCGAUUGGCAACUUCAGCUCGAGUCCUUUCGAAUGCGUUUAAUAAGCAAGGACAAUGUGAUACGAGUAAUGAUCAUGACCUUUCGGCAAUGUUUUAUGCAUUUGGUCAAUUUGUGGAUCAUGAUAUUAGUUUUGAAGGUACUGGUUUGAAAUUCACCGAAACUCUCAACAUUGACGUUCCACCAGGUGAUGUCUGGAAUGUUCCUUUACCUUUCACAAGAGCUGUCUUUUCCUCCAACAAACCUACCUUCAUCAAUGAGCCAGUAGGCCCUGUCAAUUUUGUCACUGGUUUUCUUGAUUGUUCUCAAAUUUAUGGAAAUGAUUUACAACGUGCUCGUGAAUUGAGAGAAUUUCGAGGAGGAUUGUUGAGAAGUCAAGUGGCGUUCGGAAAGGAGUUUUUGCCCAAGACGAGAGUGGAUCCUGUCACUGGUUUGUUUUAUCUUGGGGCAGGUAAUAAUACUGUAAUUGCUGGAGAUACAAGAGCUACGGAAGCCCUUCCAAUUUCCAUCAUGCAAACCUUGUGGUUGAGAGAACACAACCGAAUGGCUUGUUUGGUAGCUGAACGUUUUGGAGUUGCUCAUUCCGAUGAAUUGUUGUCCGACUCGGCAGUCGACGAAUGGAUUUUCCAAACGGCUCGUUCGAUUGUGUGUGCCGAAGUUCAACAUAUUAUUUAUAAUGAAUACUUGCCAAGAUUGUUGGGUUCGCAAGCACCAAGACCAUGUGAGUUGGAAUAUGAUGAAGAUGUGAGAGUGACUGCCAAUGUCGAAUUUGCCACUGCUGCCUAUCGUUUCGGACACAGCAUGGUCGGCUGCAGCAUUCACAAAUUCGCAGCCAACGGUACUGAAGUUCCAGAAUUACCAUUCGAUUUGGCAUUCAACGCCUAUCCACUCCUCAUGGCAGGUCCAGAAGAAUACGACAUGUUCCUGAGAGGAAUUAUCAAACACCACUCUUUCAAUUUGGAUGAAAAAGUUGUGGAUGGUUUACGACAAGUCAUUCGUGGAAGACUCGAUUUGCCUGCUCGUAACAUGCAACGUGGACGUGAUUUGGGUUUACCAGAUUACAACACCAUUCGUAAGGCUGUGGGUUUGAAACCUCAAAAUAUGACUGAAAUUACGGACAAUUUGGAUUUGCAAAACAAGUUGAUUCAAUUCUUUGGUGUGAAUUUGGUGAAUUUGGAACCAUGGUUGGGAAUUUUGAUUGAAAAGAAACAAACAGAUUCCUUGUUGGGUGAACUAGGAACUUUGUUGAUUAAGGAUCAAUUUACCAAGUAUGUGAAAGGAGACAAGUGUUUCUAUACACACAAUCCACAACGAUGGGCACGUGUUGAAUUGAGAAGAGCAAUUGAAAAGGUGACUUUGGCUGAUAUUAUUGCAGAGAAUACUGGAAUUUCAAUGAAUGAUCGAGCAAUGGGAACUUCUCCAUGGACUGCCAAGUAUGGACCUUUGGUGUAA
This is a messenger RNA of Naegleria fowleri, 1713 nucleotides long. RefSeq lists its product as uncharacterized. The coding region runs from base 1 to 1713 and encodes 570 amino acids. Gene Ontology annotation, molecular function: heme binding; peroxidase activity. Gene Ontology annotation, biological process: response to oxidative stress. NCBI's taxonomy places the organism in Eukaryota, Heterolobosea, Eutetramitea, Acrasida, Naegleriidae. The record is from RefSeq and is a predicted model, not a curated record. The transcript is spliced from 4 exons.